Dimorphilus gyrociliatus is the source of this 241-nucleotide messenger RNA. Lineage: Eukaryota; Metazoa; Annelida; Polychaeta; Dinophilidae. The record is from the annotation of a GenBank genome assembly.
AAUGUUUGCGGGACUAGCACAAGGUCAAGCAGCCACUCUAGUUGUUGGUCUCUUAACUGUACCCCAUUAUGUAGCCGGUGCGGCCAACUGGCUAUUCCACAAUCGUCAUUUGAGAGCAAGAGACUGGGAACAACAUCCAGAUUACUUUCACUGGUAUCUUCGUGAUAGAAGACUAACUGGUAGUGAAUAUAAACCCACUGGCCUGGAAGGACUACCAACGUUAAGUGGGAAAGCCGAAUAA